AUGUAUAACCCAACUACAGGACAAUCUGUCGAAUCCGGUCGCGAUCAAGGUCACACACAGUCGGGCAUCGCAUGGACUGCUUACGGAGCUCGCGUCGCACAAAGCCAAGGGGUCGAUCUAUAUGGAAUUGGAGACAAUCGCUUGCUCAAAGGUUCCGAGUACACAGCCAAGUAUACUUGA
Penicillium odoratum is the source of this 180-nucleotide messenger RNA. RefSeq lists its product as uncharacterized. The record is from RefSeq and is a predicted model, not a curated record. The transcript is spliced from 2 exons. Bases 1 to 180 code for a protein of 59 amino acids. Lineage: Eukaryota; Fungi; Ascomycota; Eurotiomycetes; Eurotiales; Aspergillaceae.